This is a messenger RNA of Ailuropoda melanoleuca (giant panda), 518 nucleotides long. Its product is annotated as mammaglobin-A. Gene Ontology annotation, biological process: androgen receptor signaling pathway. The record is from RefSeq and is a predicted model, not a curated record. The coding region runs from base 66 to 347 and encodes 93 amino acids. NCBI's taxonomy places the organism in Eukaryota, Metazoa, Chordata, Mammalia, Carnivora, Ursidae. The transcript has 3 exons.
GCGCUCACCUCCAAAGUGAGUUCCUUCUUCCCUGUCUGACCAGCCAAACAGAGCUGCCCUCAACCAUGAAGCUGCUGAGAGUCCUUGUGCUGAUUGCCCUCCCUCUUUACUGCUCUGCAGGUUCUGGAUGCUCAUUGCUAGAAGAGGUGGCUAACAAAACAAUCGAUUCUCAAGUGAGCACAGAUGAAUACCAAAACUUCCUUAAACCCUUCUCAGCUGGUCCUGAAACUGACAAGGCCAUAGCAGAACUGAAGCAAUGUUUUCUCAGCCAGUCAGAGGAAACUCUGAACAAUGUUGGAGCAAUGCUGAACAUAAUAUUUGAAAGUGAGUGGUGUGCUAGAUUUUAACCUUCCUCAAGACUUGGGGCUCCAGGACUACAGAGAGUGGACCGAAACCGACUGCUGAUUAAUAUGAACCACAACUUUCCCUUCCUUUUUGUCUUUUAAUCUAUAAACAGCAAGACAACUGUUGAAACCUCAAGUACAUUUUCAUUUCAAUAAAGUAUCUGCAAAUGGAAA